Messenger RNA from Pseudogymnoascus destructans, 679 nucleotides. Its product is annotated as suppressor of tub2 mutation. The transcript has a single exon. Bases 1 to 501 code for a protein of 166 amino acids. Lineage: Eukaryota; Fungi; Ascomycota; Leotiomycetes; Thelebolales; Thelebolaceae. The record is from RefSeq and is a predicted model, not a curated record.
AUGCUGCGGAAGGACCGUGAGGCCUUCGCGGCGAGGGGGGAGGAGGGGAUAGCUGCGCUCCUGGCGGCUAGGGCGAGGUAUGAGGGGCGCGCGCAUAUCGUCGCUGGUCUCGAAGUGCUGGCGCAGGAGCUGGUGGGGUUGGGAGAUGCGGAUGCGGUGGCGGGGGUUGUGGUUGGGAGACUUGAGGGGGAGGAUAUGGGUGUUGAAGGGUGCCGGACUCUUAGUAUGGGAUUACGGAUGUUAACUGGCCUCUUGGAGUCCCCCGGGGGAAAUUACGUGCCUGGCGAUGCGAUGACAGCGGAGAUGGGGAGACUGGCGGGACGGUGUCUGGAGAGCGGGAAUAGCGGGGUGAGAAUGGAUGGGGUGGGUCUGUGUGUGGCGCUGCAUAGGGGGGUGGGGGAGGGGAGGUUUUGGGAGGUGAUGGGGGGGGUGGGGGGGGACCCGAAGAGCUUGAUUACUUAUUAUAUUGUCAAGAGGCAGAGGGAGGCUGGAGGGGUGUAGGAUGAAAAAGUGCGAUUAAGGGGGGUGAGGAAAAGUAGAAGGGGGUGUUUUUGUUUUGUUUUUGUUGGUGCGGUUUUGUCUGCAAAGUAGGAUGAGAUAGCGUUUUUUCUAAUGUAUGAUAAUAUAUCUUCUAAAUCAUCCAUCAAGAUGGCGAUCCCACAGACGGAAUAUGAUGCGA